UCGGCCGCGCGCCGCCCUGGCGUUCGUAUCGCGCGCUCGCGUCACGAAAAUGGAUUGUGUGUGCACAUGUGAUCUCGAUUCGGUGUAAUUUUGUGACGGUACUGUUGCGGUGAAGCAUGAUGCCUCUCGCACCGACCCCUGUGGUGGCGGUGCCAUCGAAGCCGAAGAUCGGCUUCAGUAUAGACAGUAUAGUGGGGGGUUCGGAGCGGCCGCGGGCGGCGUCUCCGUCGCCUGGUAGCCCGGGGUCUCCGUCGCCGCUGGCUUCGCCGCGCAGUCCUUCGCCGCGGCCGUUGUUGCGGCCAAGCGCGUUGCCGGCGGUGUUCCCGGCGCCGGAGUUGAAGCGGCUGCCGUACCUGGAGGCUCAGAGCCAUCACCAGCAGUUCCUGGCGCAUUUCCAGGGCGCAGCGCUGGCCGCCGCGCUCGCCCACCAGCAACAAGGCUUUGGCGCACCGCUUCCGCCGCACCCUCCGCAUCACCCCGCCGCCCCCGUGCCUCGAGAGUCUUACCAACUGUACCCCUGGCUGAUCAACAGGCACGGCAGGAUAUUCCCCCACAGGUUCCCCGGAGGUCCAGAUAUCCCCGGAUUCCUGCUGCAGCCGUUUCGUAAGCCGAAACGGAUCCGGACGGCGUUCUCUCCAUCACAACUUCUGAAAUUGGAGCACGCGUUCGAAAAGAACCAUUACGUGGUUGGAGCGGAGAGAAAACAGUUGGCACAAGCACUCAGCUUGACGGAGACGCAGGUGAAAGUUUGGUUCCAAAACAGAAGAACGAAACAUAAAAGAAUGCAGCAAGAAGAAGAAGCAAAAACUGGCACCAAAUCUGGUUCCUCUGGUAGCAAACCUGAUGAUGGGAGCCAGUUCAACAACUCUUAUGACGAAGAUGAAGAAUUAAUCGACAUGGAUAUGGAUGACCUAAGUGAGAGUGAAAAUGAGACGUAGAAUAGUGAUAGACAGGACUAUGUAAAUAUUAUUUAUAAGCAAAUUAUUCUUAUUUAUUUCAAUACUAAUCUAUUAAGGCGUCUCGUAAUUAAAUCAUUCCUUAUUUAUGUUGGACAGAUUCAAAUUAGACAACGACUCCGAUAAAAAAAAAAUAACGAAUUCAAACAUCAAUUUGUUUCAAUUCAUUGCGCGAUCAUUUAUUUAAUUCUAAACAAGUAACCGUGUCAUUAAAUUAACGGGAUUCAAAAUGGCGUCAGAACGAUUCUUGUUAGCGCGUCACGAAUUAUUAGAUAACAAAAUUGGGGUCCAUUAUAAUAGUUUGGGGGUAUUAAAUUAAUUAAAAACUCCUUUGAUGCGUUCUUCUAGUGAUGUGGGUAUAAUUAGAUGGUUUGAUUUUAAAUGCUGAUUAUGGUUUGGAGCUGUCAACGUUAGAGUGGGACGGGUAUAGGGUAACAAUAAGAGUGAGUGAGAGAGUUGAUAGUCUAUGGUUAGCAUCGUUUGUGGGCUGUUAUUAAGAGAUGUGUAUAGGUCGGUAUCAGGCGCUAGCAUCGCGUCCAGUAAUUGCUCGCGACGAAAUCAAAUUGUUUUUAAACUGUUGACGAUUGUUCCGGACGGCUAUUUGUCUAUGGCCAGUAUUAGCGAUUAUGAUCUCACGUUCUCGUUUGUUUUUGACAUGUAUUGUGAGAUUGUUUCACGAAGUCAUUUAACAAUGUCAAAAUAUAGGAACGCACGGAUAAUUUAAUGUACAAUAUCGGUUUUCGUUAAGAUGGUUAACCUUCUAUUAUGUGGUUACGUAGAUGAUUUGAUUACAUUUGUAAAAUAAAAGAAAAUAUCUCGAAUUUCUUUAGUAAACAUUUUUACACAAUCAAGUACUUAAUAUUUUAUUUAAAAUAUUACAAUAAUUAUUAUCAGUGCAUCGUCAACCUUAUUACUAAAUGAAAUUCAAUAAAAGGGUAACACUAAACCUCAAUUACUAUACUGGCAACACCGCCACCCACGUGUCAACGCGGAAACGUCAAGCGACGCCAUUAAAGUUGCAUUUUUAAUUAGUGGCAGGUAUUAAGCGACCAUUGUUAAAUUAAUCGUUUAAUUUGAGGUCGCGGGAGCGUGGCGGUCGGCCGUGUAAACGCAAUAACUUGCCCAGCUAAGGCAUUGUUUGGAAUUCUUAAAGUCGACUAAUUGGCGAAUUUCUUGUUUAGUAUCGAUUUUAUUGAUAUAAGUAUACGUUGGGUAUAAAAUUACAGAGAGAAUUGCAAUGAUUGAAAUUGUUUGCUUAUGAGAAUGUUUAAAAUUGAAGACAUCUUAAUGACGUCAUUGUAUUUGAUCUCUUGUUAUUGGAGUGUAUUUGUAUAAAUAAAUCAAAACAAAUGAAUCCCAAGUUGCUUUUUUUCUUUUGUUUUUAAUAAGUCAUAAUAUUAGGGAGGCGCGGCACUGCCCUGUCAGGCCAGAAAUUAAUAUCUUUAAAAAAAUAUUAAAAUAAAGCUAUACUAGCUUUUGCUCGCAACUUCGUUCUGAAUAAAA
Papilio polytes (common Mormon) is the source of this 2459-nucleotide messenger RNA. RefSeq names its product homeotic protein empty spiracles-like. The coding region runs from base 117 to 938 and encodes 273 amino acids. Gene Ontology annotation, biological process: neuron differentiation; brain development; regulation of DNA-templated transcription. Gene Ontology annotation, molecular function: DNA-binding transcription factor activity, RNA polymerase II-specific; DNA binding. The transcript has 3 exons. The record is from RefSeq and is a predicted model, not a curated record. NCBI's taxonomy places the organism in Eukaryota, Metazoa, Arthropoda, Insecta, Lepidoptera, Papilionidae.